AUGGCCACCUCCCCAGACAAAGACCUCACCCAAGAAACAAUCUACGACGAAGAAUGGUGGGUGAAAAACACCCGCGAACACCCAGACAGCCCAAUUUCCCUCCCCCUCUCCCCGUCACCACAGCCAGCCUCCUCGGGAGACUCAAACGACACCGACACCUCCGACCACACAAACACCUCCAACAUCUCCAUCCCCGCCACGGCAAUCCACACCCACGACACAACCGCCGCGACCAUCACAUCCCUCCGACCGCCAGGGAACCCCCACGCACCCUUAUUCCUCGGCGCGCCGCCCGUGAAGCCGGCAAAUAAAGGCCAAUGGGCUUACGUGGAGUACAUCCCCGCCUGGACGGACCCGCUCUGGAAAGACGGCGAUUCGAGAGUGCAGGACGAGAAGAACCCGGCGUACGUGGUGCGUAAGCGCGACUGGACGAAGACGAUCCGUCCGGCGCAGCUGCCGCAGGAUAGGGCGCAGAAUCCGAGCGCGUUUGCGUUACGGUACGGGGUGUAUCCUGACAGAUUGGAUGGUAGGUCGCGGUUGACGCCUACGAGGGGCGCGUUUCGCACGUUCAAGUAUGAUGGGGUCGAGGUUCCUGGUGUGACGGCGGAGGUUGUGAUUAAGCAGGCCGAGGGGUUUGCGAAUGCGGCUGGGUUGGCUGGGGUGGAUGGGUUGUUGGAGGUGUAUUCUGGGAUGAGGGGGGGUGGGGGUGAUGAGAAUGAGAGGUUUGUGUUGAGGGCGUUGGAGGGGAUGAGGGAUGAUGAGGAUUGGCAGAUGGUGAUGUUUCGGGGGAUGACUUCGCAUGAGUUGAUUGAGGGGGGGAUGAUGUCGAUGAGGAAUGGGAAUGCUUGUGAUUUGAAGAAUGAUCUUCACAAAGACAAGUGGGUUGAAAGCACAUGGCGAGGAUGCGACCCCGAAAAACCAAGACUCGUCUACCAAUCCGGCCAAGUCAAAGGAGAAUGGGACCCAAGAACCAACGACUACCUCUGGGAAAAAAUGCAACCCGCCCUCCUCCUCGCCUCUCGCAUCCUAACCCACCUCGAUAAAAACGACCCCUUCUGGCGCCGCCUCCACGACGUCCUCAACCGCCAGACCAUCGGCGAACCCCACGACUACCGCACACCCGAGAUGCGCAAGAAGAACCCGAUCGUGAAGUUCACACUCCACGACUACGCCGACGGCGGCGGGCAAAACGCCAUCGUGGACGACGAGACUCGCAAGGACAUGUUUGACGUCCACUUUGAGGUUCUCCGCGUCCUGCAGACGAGGAUGCGGUUCAUGGUGUGUAGAGGGUAUAAGGACGAGGAUGGCGGGACGGCGGGCGUGACGUGUGUAGCGGGCUCGUGUAUCGAUGUGCAUAUUGCUGCGGAUGCGUUGUGGCCGUUGGUUGUGCCUGGGUAUAGUGAUGAUGAGAGGUUGAUGCAGGGGUUCUUUCUGGCUUCUACUAUUGUUCAUGAGAUCGCUCAUGCGGUCAACUACGCGCACCAUCUCGUUCUCUUGCCGCCGGCCUGCUUCGAGGUUGAGACCUGGAAAGCUACCCCGGACAAGGUCAAGAAAGCUUCGGAGAUUGGAUCAAAGAUGUUUUCCAAAUUUUCGGAUGGCCACAUUGAGCCGUUUUUCGAGGAUGAGCCGCAGGCUGAGCUGGGGUUUUGUAUAGAGAAUAGACUCUUCGGCGGCGUUACCUGGAAUAUCAUAUCCCCCGAAAUACCUUACCUCUUCUUUCUGCCUGCCGCCAUGGCAAUGGAGAGGUGGCCACGGCCCAAAGGCGAUUGCCGCCGCCCCUCCCUCGAAAAGCUCCAAAAAAGUCCGGAAAGACUCGUUCUCGACCAGAUACCGCUGCCCUCGGACCAAUACUUCUCCCCCACUCGCGUCGUCCACAUUGUCCGCCUCUUCACCGAAGCCUUCUGGGGCGUCGAGGUGAACAAGUACGGCCCCGCGGCGCUGCGCUUCGGCGGCUUGGACCCGGUCAAGCUCCCCAUCCUCUGGCCGCGCAUCCAGCUGAGCGCCGCGCUGAGGGGUGUGCUGGCGCCGAGGGGCGAUCGGGCUCUGGAACUGCUGCCGCGAAGCGACUCGGAGGAAAUGCUUGACGCUGGCCCUACGCUGCAUCGUUUCUUGUACCAGGUCGGGACCGAGUUUCUGAGGCCGAAUGUGGUGCGGUACCGGUGGGAGAGAGACCACAAACACUUUGUUCACACACGGAACGGCCAGAUGAUCUUACACAUGUUUCAGUUGGCUGUCAUCGUGAUUGAGACCGAUAUCGCGUAUAAUUUGCGGCAGAAUACCGAGGAUGUUGAUAAUAGGCGAAAGAGCAGAGCCUGGCUGAGGAGCUGGAAGAAAGCUGAGACUCGAAGAUGGGGGUCGAAUCUCGACAAGAGUUUACAACAUGCGCAAUCGUCAUCGAAUGGCAAGCUAUGCCCUUUGCCACAUCGAUCGGUUCAUCCCCUCCAAGAUGAGGACUAUUUCUGGCAAAAUAUUCCCGACUUAGGGACGAGAGCGGGACAGCGGACAGCGGAAGUGUUGAGACGGGUAUACGAGAUGAUCAUCUUCGAGAUCGCGUGCUUUCAGCAAAUAUUUAUCGACAUUUACCACCUCGACGACGCAGAGCUCGAAGCGUUCCAAGCGACGAAGGCGCCCGAGGACCUGGACUGGCGCCUCACGUUUACAACCGAUCUGGGAACGGAGGCACUGCGACAGGCCACGAGACUCGUGGCAGACUAUGGCGGGACCGGUUUCAUACCCGCCGUCAACAUGGCGGUUCUCCACGACUUUGUGGGGAAAUUCACCAACAUGAGGGCGCAGCUCGAGGAGAUGAAGCCGUGGGCGGAGAAUCUUUCCGAGAUCAAUCCUUCCAACUAUAACCUCCUGCAACCUAUAAUACCGAGGCUCAAGAUCGCGCGGCGGCCGGUGACGGCAAGGAUGGUCAAGAUUGUGCAAAAGGAGCUCGGGAUGCUUCCCGUGGAGACUUUGGUGGUUGUUGAGAAGUUUCUGAGCUUUGUGAAGACGACGGUGAAGGCUGCGGGCCAAGUAAAGAUCGAUUUGGCAAGGGAUUAUGAGAUGGAUCUGGACGAGGUGGUUACCGAGUUCGAAAAGAGGGAUAAGCUUGAUCAACCUGACUUGGUGGAGGAUGCUGCUGACGAGGACGACCCCGAGGACGGCCUUGCCGACAAUGAUCCGCUUACUGAAAUCAUCAGGAAGAGGAAGCCUAAGAACCCCUGGAAUGGAAUGAAUCAUCCUCCAAAACGGCUCAAAAGACCCAGGAUCGCGGCACCGCAGCUCGUGCCCCAGCCCCUGGCGCAUCCCACACCCUUCUCAAGAUACUCUCCGCCCAGGCAUAGGUUUGGGGACACCACCAAGGCCAGCCGGUUCUCAAGACGCAACAUAGUCAACGCCGUCCCGGACCCAAUGUCCAAGAUCCCAAACGUAUUCGCCAACAUCCCAGACAUAUCUUUCCCUCUAUCGCAAUCUCCUUCCGGGUUCGCGGGAUACGGUCCAGGCCAACAGCAGCCGCCGCCACAGCUCCCUACUCACGCUUCAGUAUUCGGCAAACCUGGGAUCCGGAUCGCAGAAGGCCCGGAGCCGAUGGGCAUAUUCCCCCACGCGUAUGCGUUAUCGGCAUCCUUCACGGAAGACCUUGAGCACGAGGCCAGGGCCCGACUUAUGCUCGCGCAGCAGAGCCCCGCGAAUUCCGCUUUCGGGUUCAGAGAGAGGCACGGAGCGACGCUAGCGAACGCGUAUCGUGAUCCUUUGCCCGUGAUACCGGAUUCUCCUGAAAGGCAUACUACCGGCGCCGCCCCAAAUUUCGGAGUUGGUGGGGGAAAUCGACGGCGAAGAAUUCCGGAUCCGCAGGAUUACUCACCCACUACGGAAGAAGUGUCCAGCUUAUCAAGUUAUCCAGGUUCGACUCCGAGAAACGUAGUCAGGGGGAAUGGGGCGGUGGGCCCCAGGGACGUGGAUGCUGUAGAUGAAGACGAGAGAUGGAGGAUAACUAGCACAAACAGAGCCAACGCACUCAAUAUGCAGCGAGAAAUGGAUAUAAAGCAAGGGGCGAAAGAGAAGAUUGAGGAGCAAAAGCGGCAGCAGCGGGAGUGGCUGAAUAGUCUUGCAAGACAGCAGGCAUCGACCGGCAUGUUGGAGAUGGACAUGGGGCCUGAUUUCGGUACAGGACCUUUAGGAGAAGGAUCAAGUGCUAGUACUGGUGGGUUGGAUGAGAGAGUCGGCUCGGGGCCAUCUACUGCUUCUCAUCGGCAGCAGGCGAGGUAUCUGCCGAACGAUAUGGACUGGGUGCCUGGCUGA
Molecule: messenger RNA, 4290 nt
Organism: Colletotrichum scovillei
Lineage: Eukaryota; Fungi; Ascomycota; Sordariomycetes; Glomerellales; Glomerellaceae
Exons: 6
Coding region: 1-4290 (1429 amino acids)
Source: RefSeq, a predicted model, not a curated record